AUGUCUGGGAAUCAUUUAAAAAUUGGCCAAAUAUUUAAUAGCAUUGAUGAAGUAAAUGAAAUGAUAAAAAAUUUACGAACAGUAUUGAACUGUGAAAUUAAAAAAGGUAAUUCUAAAAGACUUAAAGGUGUUGACGAGACAUUAAUUGAACGAUUACAAUAUGAGUAUAUAAAAUUCCAAUGCCCCAAAUCUGGUUUGCCAGAAAGUAGUGUAAAAGAUGAAGAUAGACAAAGACAAAGAGAAUCUGCAAGAACCAACUGUCCUUUUGAAGAACCUCCUAAGAAGAAAAUUAAAAGAAACAGAACAGAUGCUACUACGUUAUCUACUGAAAAAAUUGGUAAUAUUGAUAAUCUUCUUCCAAAAGGGCCUGAUCAUAUGGAUGAAUUAGCUGUUGUCACUGUUUCAGCCACUAAUAGUAUUAAUGAUGAAGAAUUCGACUCAAUAUUGCAUUCACUUAAAAAUAAACUGUUAUUAGAUGUUUUAAAUCGACGAAAAUACUUAAAAAAACUUGAAGAUUUACUAUUAUAUUUUAAAGAAAACGAUCGCUCAACUUUUGUUUUUGAAAAAGAAAAAAGUACCUUAGAGGCAUUCACAAAAUCUAGAAAAUUUAAAAACAAUAACAAAAAUUCUUCGGAAGAAAAUAUCGAAAAUAUCACUUUACAAAAAUCAGAGCAAGCGUUAUCGGAACGUACUGAUGUUUAUCAAGAAUCGCUGACUAAUAGCCACCCGAGUGAUUUAGAUACUGCAAAUUCUAACAAUGUUGCUGGUUCUAAUUUCAUGAAUACACACGCGAAUUCUGUGGUCAUUGAGAAAACGUUAGAUAUUAAUAAUGAUGUAGAUGAUAAGGAAAAUGCUUCAAAUCAUUCUGAUACCGAUAAUGCUGUUAAUAAUGAUGUUGAAAAGGAAAUAUUAAGCAAAUCAGCCGACGAUACAAAUAACCAAAUCGGGGAUAGUAUUGAGAAAGAAAAAAAAAUGAUAGUUUUCUCAAUAAACCAAUGCCUGUAG
This is a messenger RNA of Cotesia congregata, 1005 nucleotides long. The record is from the annotation of a GenBank genome assembly. Lineage: Eukaryota; Metazoa; Arthropoda; Insecta; Hymenoptera; Braconidae.